Vanrija pseudolonga is the source of this 1119-nucleotide messenger RNA. RefSeq lists its product as uncharacterized. NCBI's taxonomy places the organism in Eukaryota, Fungi, Basidiomycota, Tremellomycetes, Trichosporonales, Trichosporonaceae. The transcript has 2 exons. The record is from RefSeq and is a predicted model, not a curated record. Bases 1 to 1119 code for a protein of 372 amino acids.
AUGGAUGACACCGACCCCAGCCUCGCAGCCACCCUCGCCAGGCUCGAGCAAGCCCAAGCGGCCCACACGGCCCUCCUCCAGUCCAUAAGCGCGCAGCAGGGAGCACUGGCGACGGCUCUCGACACGCCAAGCGCCGACGAGCACGAGCAAGGCAGGAUGGCGCGCGCGCUCGUCGCGGCGCUGGGGGGGAUCGUGACCGCGCAGGCGGGGCACGGCGGCGUCCUGCUGCAGCUGAUGGGCGACGUGCGGGCGCUCAUGCGCGCGGAGGGGGUCCCCACGGCGCUGACGCCGAUCGCGAGCGCCGCGCCGUCGACAGAACGCCCGCAGACCGUGGCGACGACGACGCCGCGCUACACGCCUUCUGCGCCGGUGGCGAGUCCGCCCCCGCCCGCGACCACCAGUGUCCCGGUCGUCACGCCGACGCCCGCGCAGCGCAAGGCCACCGCGCAGCGCAUGCUCGCCGCCAUCGCUGAUAUCGAGGCCGGCGAGCCAGCGCGCCGGACGGUGACGAUCACGCCGCGGCACGCGUCGACGCCGGGGCUGGUGACGAGCCCGCGCAAGCCGCCCCCCAAGCCCGCCGUCGUACCCAGCCUCAAGCCCGUCCCCGCACCCGCCCCCGCUCCCAACCCCGCGCCGAAGGCUGCCCCCGAACAGUCUCUCACGAUGGACCAGCUCAAGGCCGCGCAGGUCGCGCUGGACCGGCUGCGUCUCGCGCCAAGGCCGAACACUAUCGUCCGCAGCGGGGGCACGCCGCUCACAGCCAAGCACGGCACGCCGGCGCCCAAGACCAAGCCUGCGGCCACCACCCCGCCGAAGAGCAAGCCCGACGUCUCUGCCCUGGCACCCAAGACCAAGCAGGCCGCUGCGGCACCCAAACCCGCCAUGCCCACGCCCAAGACCAAGCCCAAGGGGGCCGCGACUGCACCGAAGGCCAAGUCCAAGCCCCCUCCCACCCCCGCCCCGCCCGCCGCUCCCGGCUACUGCGCGGCGUGGAACACGAAGCAGAACAUGUGCAAGGCCUUCUCGUGCCCCCUCCUGCACGAGUGUCACGUCUGUGGGCCUGCGGGGCGGCCGGCUACGCAUCGGUUCUUUGUGGGAUGUCCGUACCGUAAGAAGUGA